AUGAAGGCGUUAAUAUUGGUAGGCGGGUAUGGGACCAGGCUGAGGCCUUUGACGCUCACUCAGCCAAAGCCUCUGGUCGCCUUGGCUAACAAACCGAUGGUAAUGCAUCAGAUGGAAGCCUUGGCAAAAGCUGGAGUAGAUACCGUGGUAUUGGCCGUUAGCUAUAGGGCUGAAAUGCUGGAGAAGGAAAUGAAGUCGCAAGCGGAACGAUUAAAUAUAAAAGUAGGUGGUUUGAUUUGUUUAUUCUUGUUUUAGAUCGAAUUUUUAGAUAUUAUAGCACGGAUCGAAGUUCAAUAUAACAAUUUAGAUUGAAAUCUCAGUGGAAACAACACCAUUGGGGACAGCAGGACCUCUGGCAUUAGCCAAGAGCUAUCUAGAAGGCGAAGAUCCUUUCUUUGUGCUCAACUCCGAUGUCAUCUGUGAGUUUCCUUUUGAGGAAAUGAUGAAGUUCCACAAAUCUCAUGGAAACAAAGCCACCAUCGCUGUUACCAAGGUAGACGAACCGAGUAAAUACGGUGUGGUUGUAUUUGACGAAGCUUCUGGAGGGAUUGAGAGGUUUGUGGAGAAGCCUAAAGAAUACGUCGGAAACAAAAUCAAUGCGGGUAUGUACAUUAUUGACCCAAGCGUGCUCGAUAUGAUUCCAUGUGAACCAACUUCUAUUGAAAAAGAUGUAAGAAUUAAUAAGUUUUGAGAGUUGUUUGUUUUAGCGAGAUUUUACGGGUUGAUUUUGAGUUUAAUUGUUUUAGGUAUUUCCAAUUUUGGCAUCGGAUAAGAAUUUGUACGCAUUCGUGUUAAAGGGAUUCUGGAUGGACGUUGGACAACCGAAGGAUUUUUUAAAAGGUAGGCUUAAAAAACGGAUUAUUUGUUUUAUUAUUGUUUGUACUUUAUUUAUACACGAUCGACGUGCAUGUCUAACCUUGUUACUUUUAACAAAGGCUAAUUUUAGGUACAAAAUUGUAUCUCAACUAUCUCUUCACUUCCGAACCUUCUUCGGUGCCCUUAUAUAAUGGCGAAGGUGUAAAUGGAGCAGUUCUUGUGGAUCCUUCAGCUAAAAUUGGCGCUGGUUGUUGUAUUGGCCCUAAUGUAGUGAUAGGGCCAAAUGUGACUAUUGAAGACGGUGCACGGAUUAUCAAUUCUACAGUAUUAAGCGAUACAGUAAUCAGAGAACAUUCCUUUGUCAGCAACAGCAUAAUUGGGCGACAAUGUUCUAUUGGUAAGUAAUUUAUAUUUUUACAUAGAUUAAAACCUUAGGAUCUAUAUAUACUUUCAGUUAUAGAAAAGGGUGGUAUACUUUUAUUGGCUACCGAAAUGAUUUACAAAUUUAAAUUUCAGGACGUUGGGUGCGCAUUGAAAGUACGAGUGUAAUCGGAGAUGAUGUUGUUGUAAAAGAUGAAUUAUAUCUGAAUGGAGCACGGGUCUUGCCUCACAAAUCUAUUGCCGAAAACGUUCCAGAAUCCGAUAUUAUAAUGUAA
Messenger RNA from Bursaphelenchus okinawaensis, 1472 nucleotides. Lineage: Eukaryota; Metazoa; Nematoda; Chromadorea; Rhabditida; Aphelenchoididae. The record is from the annotation of a GenBank genome assembly.